UUCACUAUUAAAUUCAUAUUCACUAUAUAUUUCAUAUGGAUCCGGAAAACUUAGAGGUGGGACGCAAUGAUGACGAAUCCCAGGAUUCUGAAACAACAAUCCUCAGCUCUGUUAGCAUCAAGCAACAGGAUGACCCUCAAUUUAAGCGGGAGGUCGAGCAGGCCAUAUGCAUCAUGCCGCCUCGACCAGGAACAGCUGUGAUGAACUAUCAGGAGCUUUACAUUCCAAGAAACCAGCUUACCGACAUAUAUUACCCCAUUCAGGAGGCGCAGCGCUGGCUCACAUUGAUGGACAAGAUGGGGAAGCCACAUCGAUUUCCGCUGCCCACGAUUCUGCCAAAAGUGAUCCAGACUCGCUACGUGCCAAAGCGACAUCUUCCCAAGGAUGUCGAAGUGGACCGCAGGCGUCGACAGUACCAGAAAAUCAACCUGGUGGAGGAGCUAGAUAAAGCGGGACUCACUGACGACGUACUUCAGCCUACAGAGGAGCAGUACAAUGUAAUGUCCGAAUUUGCCUUUCCGCACAAGUUUCCCCUUAGCUACUUUGACGACAGCAACUUUGACAUAAACUCCCCGGCGGCUUGGUUUGACCUUGGAGUGGUCGGCGAUACUCACUACCCGCUUCCGGCAAAGGCAUACCUCCCAUAUAACCAGAGCCUCCUUAAUUGUCAGUGGGGCAUGGCAGCUGUUACUGCGCAUCACGAGGACUCUGACCUCUGGACGCUUCUGUCGUUGGAGGACGGAUGCACCUACACGGUGCCCAAGCUUCAAUUCAUGUUCAUGGCCGAAGACCCUCAUAAGUACAUAAAGCGGCUUCAGGCCGCCGUUCAUGAGCGGCACAAGGGUGAGCAGCUGAUGUUGAUGGAGCUUAUUGUGGACUGUGUCCUUCAUGAGGACAUUGAGUCCACUGUGUUCUACAGCUUCAAGCCCAUCGAAGCGGUGCUUUUGGGGGCCAAGGUUUCUGAGCAGUGCAAGCGGCGAUUGCGUUCGGAAGUUAACUUGGUGUUUGAGCGUCUGAUGGCUCUCUACGAAUUGGAGCAGUUUAUUCUGAAGAUGCCCAAGGAGUUCCCCCAGUUUCGGAACAUCAACCUUAAGGAGUUUCUGCCGCGCUCUUUUGCCGUCGAUGUCUCAGGGAAGGAGCGCGGGGAACUGCAGGCCCUUGGCAUCACCAUGAAGGAGAAGCGCUAUGACUAUUUGAAAGCGAGCCUCUUCUACUGCGGAGGUGGCAUCGAGGCUAUGGCCGGAGUGGCCAUUGAGUGUCAGUAUAUCGAGACGCUUUCGAUCUUCGUCUGCAGCUUCAGCAAGCCAUUGGCGCUGGUAGACUUUCUUCAGGCCCAAGAGGCGCACAGCGACAACGUGGCUACGUUUCUCAAGGUCUAUUGGCCCCAACAGCUUACAACGGUCAUCACUGUAGUACUUCGAGCCCUAGGUAAGGGUUGGUUAGACAUCUCCCUAAACACCUGGACAGUCUAUCUCAUGUGCAAAAUUUCGCGGUUUAUACUACAGGUCAAGUUCCGCAUGCAAGAGUCAAUGGAGGUGCUGCUGGAGACGUCUCUGCAUAACUUCUCACACUUCGUUUGCGAUCCGUGCCUACAGUUUCUCCAACUGAAGUCCAACUACAAAUGGACCAACAACUACAUUGACACUGAAUUUCCCUUUCAUAAGCCUGUGUUCGCCAUGACCCUUGGAAUUAGCGAAGAUCGCAAGGUCUUUUACUCCACUGAUCCAGAUGAAUUUCAGCCGAGCCUGGUAGAGAUUUUUAAGAAGUGUCUGGAAAAAACCGCUGGAGUUAGAUGCAUAGAUGCCGCUGUCAUGAGUUUUCUAAAAUUCGCCCCUAACCUGUACAUCCUGACGGUGGAGCUUAUCGAGGAGAGCUUCCUGAGGGAGAAUGAGCUUUUGAAGAACUGCUAUGGCAAGGCAGUGCUGCCUCUCAAAGCCUACGCCCGACUCUACGAAAGGUUUAUUGAUUUCUACCUCUUGAAUAUCAACACCUACAUGCAGGCCUAUGCUCAGGCCCACAAACCGUCCUCCGAGGUCAAGCGAGACAUCCUCGAGCACAAACGGCUGAAGGAGGAGGUCCGCGAAAUUUUGCCUGGUUUUAUCACGAUCGGGCCAUUCUAUAUUAACGUGGACAUAUUAAAACAGUUUAUGAUUAAGAAACGCAUCGAUAUCGUUAGGCGGAUCUUUGAGUAUUAUGUUGACCGAAUGUAUGAGUCGAAUGAAGCUCUAUUGGAUCGCUGCCUGGAGAUGUUCCGCAGAAUCGCCGAGCGACCUAUCAGCAUUGAGCACCUCUACGAAAUUCGCGACUUUGCAUUGACGGUCCCAGACCUGGUGGAUGAGCUAAAGGCGGAUAUACAGGUCAUGUGGUUAGAAUAUGACCUACUAGACAGCUUCUUUUACAACCUGAGUGACCAUCAGUUUACCAUGAAGUGGAACGUUUACGCCUGGCCGCACCAGAUAAUGGUGAGAUUAUCGACGCUGAAAGAUGAACAGAAGGUGGAUAUUGAGGAAUUCCUGCGGCUCCACUCCAGCGAAUGCCAAGCAUUUGAGGAGCGUCUAGAGUCCCUGAACGACGAAGUGCAGGCUUACUCGCUGGCUUUUAAUCCUAACCGUGCCCAGGAAACGUCUGUGGAUAUUAAAAAGACGUGGGCGCUGAUCAAAGAACUAGAGAAAGUCAGCCAAACCCUACAAUUUCGGCAAGAACUUUUUGAGCUGGAACCACUCUCUGUCGAGUUUCUGGAGAGCAUUGUCGAGAGUUUCACCCCUUACAAGAACUUAUGGUACGGCUGUGCCAACUUCUUAAAACUCGAGGAAGCCACUUUGGGCAACCCGAUAGCUCAGCUAGACCUGGAAGAUGUGUGGAAUAAUAUGAUGAAACUCCGCGACGAAUUAACUGAAUCUAUGCAAAUAUUUAAUGAAAAAAUCGAGAUUAUGGAGGUGGCCAAGACGUUCAUUGGGAAAAUUGACGACUUUGUUCCAGUUUACAAUAGCAUAAGGGACCUUCGAAAUGAGAACUGGAUGUAUAUUCACUGGCAAGAACUUAGCCUGGUAACCGGCCAAGAAAUCAAGUACACCGUUGCGAUGAACUAUCAGUACCUCAUACGGAAGGGCAUCUUAGACUUCCUACCAGAGGUGCACCUUAUCUCUGAGAAGGCCAACAACGAGGCGGAGGAAAUCUUACGCGCGAUGGAGGAGGAAGAGAGGCGGAAGCAGGCCGAGCUCGACGCUCUUUUGUUGCGCAAACAGCUGCGCAAGUGCCGCAGGGACAUACUAUAGGUUGGUUAUACUUAAUCUUCGUCGUGUACUGAAUAUUUGCAUUGUUUAACAGAUGCAUUAUAAUUGAAAAAGAAAAACUUUAUUUGGUACUGCUAUACCC
Drosophila eugracilis is the source of this 3375-nucleotide messenger RNA. It is a transcript of the gene sac, whose product is annotated as dynein heavy chain 1, axonemal. The record is from RefSeq and is a predicted model, not a curated record. The transcript has a single exon. The coding region runs from base 36 to 3275 and encodes 1079 amino acids. Gene Ontology annotation, cellular component: dynein complex. NCBI's taxonomy places the organism in Eukaryota, Metazoa, Arthropoda, Insecta, Diptera, Drosophilidae. Gene Ontology annotation, molecular function: dynein intermediate chain binding; dynein light intermediate chain binding; minus-end-directed microtubule motor activity. Gene Ontology annotation, biological process: microtubule-based movement.